AUGCCAGGUGUGGAUAACAUACAACGUUUGAGUUACGUCUCAUUCAUAACAACCGAUUACGACAAGUUUUUGCAACUGUACAAAUUUUACUCCAAUUUGGGCUUUAGGUUAACCAAGAACUUUUCAAGGGUGACGACAGAUGGAGCUUCUGGGGCAUUCAAACCACAAAUGCAACUUGGAGUGUCUAAGGAUUCCUUGAGGGAAGUAUGGCUUGAGUCGUACCCCUUGCAAGAAUUGGAUGAUAAUGGAAACUUGCGCCCUUGGCAAGAAAUGAAAGUUUACACCGGUGAUGAUGGAGAGAGAUUGACCGAUUCCACUGUUAUUAAGAUUAGAUUGUCCAACGAAGAGCAAAUAAAAGCAACUGUGAAGAAAUUCCUUUUCUUCAGUACCGAUUUGAAGCAGGUGGAGAAGUUAUUGAAAGACGCCAAUGUUGAAAUAAAGACAGUGGGUGAUCACACUUUUCACGUUAAAGAUCCAUUGGGAAACUUUUUGCAAUUUUCAAACACCAAGAACGUGUUGGAUACGAAGCAAUAUCAUUCACCACAAGAAUACAUCAAAGUUGCCGAGGCCACAAUUUUGAAAAAUACGCACAAGACACAGCUCAAGUCAGAAAUUGAUCUAGUAAUUGACAAAGAAGAAGCCUUUGUUGAAGGUGGUAAGAAAAAGAAAAUUGCUGUCAUGACUUCGGGUGGUGAUGCUCCGGGAAUGAACCCUGCAGUAAGAGCCGUUGUGCGUGCUGGUAUCUACUAUGGGUGUGAUGUGUAUGCCGUAUAUGAGGGAUAUCUGGGUUUAGUCAAAGGUGGUGACUUGUUGAAGAAAAUGGAUUGGUCGGAUGUUCGUUCGUUUUUGUCUCUUGGUGGUACCGCUAUUGGUACUGCAAGAUGCAAAGAAUUUAGAGAGCGCGAGGGUAGAUUACAAGCUGCAUACAAUAUGGUUGUCAAUGGUAUUGAUGCAUUGGUUGUGAUUGGUGGUGACGGAUCCUUGACAGGUGCCGAUUUGUUUAGAAGUGAAUGGCCAUCAUUGAUUGACGAAUUGGUUAAAACCGGGAAAUUAACCGAGGACCAAGUCAAGCCAUACCAACAUCUUACCAUUGUUGGUUUAGUUGGUUCUAUAGAUAAUGACAUGUCAGGAACUGAUGUCACAAUCGGUGCUUAUUCAGCAUUGGAGAGAAUCACCGAAAUGGUUGACUAUAUUGAUGCAACUGCCUCCUCACAUUCCAGAGCCUUUGUUGUUGAGGUGAUGGGUAGACACUGUGGCUGGUUAGCUCUUUUAUCAGGAAUGGCCACUGGAGCCGACUAUGUUUUGAUUCCCGAAAGACCUCCUAAAGCUGGUGAAUGGAAGCAGGAUUUGAAAGACAUUUGUACGAGGCAUAGGGAAUACGGAAGAAGAAAGACUACUGUCAUUGUCGCUGAAGGAGCAAUUGACGAUGAAUUGAACCCGAUUACCUCAGAGGAAGUGAAGCUGGUGUUGGUGGAUAUUGGUUUGGAUACAAGAAUCACUAUCUUGGGACACGUGCAAAGAGGGGGUACUGCGGUCGCCACCGAUAGAAGAUUGGCAACAUUGCAAGGUGUCGAAGCAGUCAAAGCAGUAUUGGAAAUGACUCCCGACACUCCAUCGCCAAUGAUUGGUGUCUUAAGACACAAACUUGUUCGUUAUCCAUUAGUGGAUGCGGUUAGGCAAACCAAGGCAGUUGCCACUGCAAUUGAAAAUAAAGACUUUGAUAAAGCAAUGGGUUUAAGAGAUGCAAAUUUUGCUGAAUCGUACAAGUAUUUCCAAUCGAUUACAACAUUUGAUGAUGGUUCAAGACAAUUGGAAGAAGAUAGAAGAUUGAAUAUCGCUGUCGUACAUGUUGGUGCCGCAUCUGCUGGAUUAAAUGCCGCCACCAGAGCUAUUGCUUUGCAAAGCAUUUCAAGAGGACACACAUUGUAUGCCGUAGCCGAUGGGUUCUCCGGUUUGGUGAAGGGCCAGUUGAGAAAAUUGAGUUGGUUGGAUGUUGAAGGAUGGCAUAGCAGAGGUGGAAGUGAAAUUGGAACCAAUCGUUCAUUGCCAUCGCAAGACUUUGGUGAAGUUGCCUACCAUUUGCAGAAGUACAACAUACAAGGGUUGUUGAUCAUUGGUGGGUUUGAAGCAUUUACUUCCUUGCAUGAAUUACACGAUCAAAGAGACAACUACCCAAUCUUCAAGAUUCCAAUGGUUGUCAUUCCAGCAACUAUUUCCAACAACGUUCCCGGAACUGAAUACUCUUUAGGAUCAGAUACGUGUAUGAAUGAGUUGGUUUCUUAUUGUGACGCCGUUCAACAAUCAGCAUCAUCCAGUCGUAGAAGAGUGUUUGUUGUUGAAGUGCAAGGAGGUCACUCUGGUUUUGUUGCUGCUUACUGUGGAUUGAUCACGGGUGCAUUAGCUACUUAUACACCUGAAACAAAGAUUACAUUGAAGGAAUUACAACGCGAUAUCAAUCUUUUGUUUAAAGUUUUCCAAAGUGAUCGUGGAGAGGACCAUAACGGUAAAUUGAUUAUCCGUAAUGAGCAAGCGUCAAGUGUUUACACCACUGAAUUGAUUGCUGAUAUCAUCAAGGAAAAUGCCAAAAAGAGGUUUGAAACACGUACAGCUAUACCUGGCCAUGUGCAACAGGGGUACACUCCAUCGGCUGCUGACCGUGUAAGUGCCGUACAAUUUUCAUUAAAGGCUAUCGAGUUUAUUGAGCAAUACAACCGUUGUGUUGAGCAUGCUGAAAUCAUAAUGGAUAAAGAAGAAGGGGACGAGGAUAACGAAGACGAAGACGAUUAUGAUAUCGAUUUCAGUCCUAAGCAUUCGCAGGUUGUCAUUGGUAUUCAAGGAGCAUCCUUACAAUUUACCAGUGUGAAGAAGCUUUAUGAUUUUGAGGCCGAUGUUAAAUUGAGAAAAGGUAAGACGGUUCAUUGGCAGAAUAUAAUUGAAGUGGAGGAUAUGUUGAGUGGAAAAUCUUUGUUGAAGCGAAAUGAGCGUGGAUAA
Messenger RNA from Lodderomyces parapsilosis, 2991 nucleotides. It is a transcript of the gene PFK1, whose product is annotated as 6-phosphofructokinase subunit alpha. Gene Ontology annotation, cellular component: cytoplasm; 6-phosphofructokinase complex; mitochondrion. The transcript has a single exon. Gene Ontology annotation, molecular function: monosaccharide binding; ATP binding; identical protein binding. Bases 1 to 2991 code for a protein of 996 amino acids. NCBI's taxonomy places the organism in Eukaryota, Fungi, Ascomycota, Pichiomycetes, Serinales, Debaryomycetaceae. Gene Ontology annotation, biological process: fructose 1,6-bisphosphate metabolic process; fructose 6-phosphate metabolic process; canonical glycolysis. The record is from RefSeq and is a predicted model, not a curated record.